Lagenorhynchus albirostris (white-beaked dolphin) is the source of this 6800-nucleotide messenger RNA. It is a transcript of the gene LIMD1, whose product is annotated as LIM domain containing 1. The transcript is spliced from 8 exons. Gene Ontology annotation, biological process: positive regulation of miRNA-mediated gene silencing; regulation of DNA-templated transcription; response to hypoxia. NCBI's taxonomy places the organism in Eukaryota, Metazoa, Chordata, Mammalia, Artiodactyla, Delphinidae. Gene Ontology annotation, molecular function: transcription corepressor activity. Gene Ontology annotation, cellular component: transcription regulator complex; P-body; nucleus. The record is from RefSeq and is a predicted model, not a curated record. The coding region runs from base 719 to 2728 and encodes 669 amino acids.
GCGACCGAGCUGCAGGGACGGCGUCCGGCGCGCUCACUUCCGCGUCCCGCCGCCCUCCGGUCCGCGCGCGCCCAGCCACCGCCGCCAUCGGACAAUAGGCCGCCCGCCCGGCUGCCGUGAACUUCCUGCCGGGGCCCGGCCGGCCCCUGUGCCCCGGACCCUGAUCCCUCUCCGCGCCGGCCAGGAUCGGAGCUCCGCGCCACCAGGGGAAGCAGCGGAGGACCGAGCGCCCGGGACGUUCCAGCGCCUCCCGCCGCCGCGCCUUUGCUCCGGCCCGGCGGGUAGGCGGCCUCUGCGCUCUUCGCUCUGGGCGACUUAACCCCGUCCAGCGGCUGCUGCCUUGUUGUGGGUUUCCGAGUUUGGUUGCUUAAGGAGGAUGUGAUUCCCCCCCCCCCCUUAUUUCUUUUUCCUUUUAUGAUUUGAAACAGCGAAAAGAACUCACAGCCAGCUCGUACAGCGAAGUGCCACCAGCUACCCUCCACGUGGACAUCUCCGAGAGGAAAGGGAAUUGGAAGCAAACUUGGUCCAAGUGACUUUGAGGCCUUACCCUCGGCUGGACUCUAAGGCCUGGGGUCAUGACUCUCAUGCUGGGCAGGUGGAAGGCUUUACCUGUCCUGGGCUGGACGUGAGUCUCUGCCCUUCGCCAGCACCUCCACCGGCCCACCUCCACACACUCAAUACCCAGCAUCUAGGCUAGGCCCGGACACUUGUCAGCAACAUGGAUAAGUAUGACGACCUGGGCCUGGAGGCCAGUAAAUUCAUUGAGGACCUGAACAUGUAUGAGGCCUCCAAGGAUGGACUCUUCCGAGUGGACAAGGGUGCAAGCAACAACCCGGAGUUUGAGGAAACACGCAGGGUGUUUGCCACCAAGAUGGCCAAAAUCCACCUGCACCAGCCGCACCAGCUCCUGCAGGAGGAGACCCUGCCCAGGGGCAGCCGAGGUCCCGUGAACGGUGGGGGCCGCCUGGGCCCACAGGCCCACCGGGAAGCUGAUGGGGGCAGCAAGGUGACGGGGGAUGGUGCUGCGAAGCCUCCUCUCGCUGCCUCGACAGUGGCCCCUGGGACAGCCACAACCAUUGCAGCUGGGCAGCCCUUGUCCCCACCCCAGGAACAGAGGGCCAAGCUGUGUGUCCGUGGCGCAAGGCAAGGCAGCCAGGACUGUGGAUCCAAGGAGAGCGUGGCGAGUUCUGAGAUGUCUGCUUUCCAUCGGCUGGGCCCCUGUGAGGAUCCUUCCUGCCUCACCCACGGAGACUAUUAUGACAACCUCUUUUUGGCAAGCCCCAACUGGGGCGAUGAACCAGCAGUGUCCCCCAGCAUCAGGCUGGGUGUAGGAAGUGGGUGGUCUGGCACGCCAGGGAGUGGCCUGCCACUGUCCACACCCUCCAGGGCCCAUCACCUAUACCAGCAGCAGCUUUCCCCGAGCUCCAGCAGGUCAUUGCAGAGCAGCCAGGAUGGUGGUGUUGGUGGCCACAGCAGUGAGAAGCCAGCUGCUCUUUGGACCACCGCCUCCUCCCAGCGAGUGAGCCCUGGCCUCCCUUCCCCAGGCCCAGAGAACGGGGCCCUACCGAGACCUGCUCAGCCCAGGACCCCUUCUUUCUCAGCGCCCCUGGCCCUGAACCGCUCCAGUCAGGGACCUCUUCCAAGAACAAACUCGGGGGUAGGGAGUGAGGUUUCAGGCAUGAUGCCCAAACCCACUGUGGACCCUCAACCCUGGUUCCAGGAUGGCCCCAAAUCUUACCUUUCUAGCUCUGCCCCUUCAUCCUCGCCAGCCAGCAUGGACAAUAUGCAGCUGGGUGCAGUCCCUGGGCCGGGUCCCAAGCCUGGCUGUACAGACCCUGGCGUUGGUCCCAAGCUCAGCCUUGUCCAUCCAGUGAUGUCUACCUUGCCUGAGUUAUCUUGUAAAGAAAGUCCCUCUGGCUGGUCCUCUGAUGGCAGCCUGGGGCCUGUGCUCCCAGAGAGCCCCGGUUCCCCCAGGGUGAGGCUGCCUUGCCAGACCCUCCUCCCGGGCCCUGAGCUUGGACCCACGGCUGCCGAAUUGAAGUUAGAAGCCCUCACCCAACGUCUGGAGCGUGAGAUGGAUGCUCACCCGAAGGCCGAUUACUUUGGAGCCUGUGUGAAAUGCAGCAAGGGGGUGUUUGGGGCCGGCCAGGCCUGCCAGGCCAUGGGGAACCUCUACCACGACGCGUGCUUCACCUGUGCGGCCUGCAGCCGGAAGCUGAGAGGAAAAGCCUUUUAUUUUGUCAAUGGCAAAGUGUUUUGUGAGGAAGACUUCCUGUACUCUGGUUUCCAGCAGUCUGCUGACAGGUGUUUUCUUUGUGGACAUCUGAUCAUGGACAUGAUCCUUCAGGCCCUGGGGAAGUCCUACCACCCCGGCUGCUUCCGCUGUGUCAUCUGUAAUGAGUGUUUGGACGGGGUACCCUUCACUGUGGACUCAGAGAACAAGAUCUACUGUGUCCGGGAUUACCACAAGGUGUUGGCCCCCAAGUGUGCAGCCUGUGGCCUUCCCAUCCUUCCACCUGAGGGCUCAGAUGAGACCAUCCGAGUCGUGUCCAUGGACAGAGACUACCACGUGGAGUGUUACCACUGCGAGGACUGCGGUCUGGAGCUCAAUGAUGAAGAUGGUCACCGCUGCUACCCCCUGGAGGACCACCUGUUCUGUCACUCCUGCCACAUCAAGAGGCUGGAGAAGGGUCACUCAUCCACAGCCCUUCACCAGCACCACUUCUAGCCAGAGCCUCCUGCAGAUCUCAUGGUGGGGAGGAGCCAGGGUUGCACCAUGAGGAGUCCGCGGGUUAAUUCCUGUCACCCCUGGGGACGGAUUGGGAUUGGGGGAGUGGAGGGGAGGCAGGUGCCUUUCCUUUAAACAAGGAGGGGAUCCCUGCUGGUCUGGGAUUAUGUAUUUUUUUCACUGCUGCCACACCCUCAUCAGAUUACUCAGGAAGAAACCCCAGCAAGCGCGUGGCAUGUGACAGGAGAUCUCAUUAGUGUGACUGAAUGAACCUUCCUGUCCCCUCUGGGAAGAGUUCACACUUCAGUGGGAAAGGUUUGCACUGAAGAGAGAUUUCAGCUGCCGAUAUGUUCAAUCCUUUCCCUCCCCUUUGGAAAAUACCUGCACCCAAACACCCCCUCCCAACCCCUCCCCCGCCCCACACACACCAUAAUUUAAGAUUUCCUUCCACUCCAGAGCUUCAGUUCUUCUGUAGAAUGGCUGCAAAUUUUAAUUGCGUCAUCGCAAGAGGGAUGCUCUGACGUGUGCUUUGUAUCUUAGGAAGAAUUCACUUGGUAAAGCAGAGCCAAGGUUUGAAAUAAGUGAGAUGGGGUUUUCUCCUUGUAGCCUAAUAUCAUUCUGUGUGCCCCUGGAAAUCUUCACUCCUUUAAAGGCAGCUGGCGGCCUGAUGGAGGAUUGAUCCUGUUCUAGGAAAGUGUUCUUUGGGAUGAGAACUUGGUGCAGGCGCCAGGCCUCUUUUGCCCGCCUGUUGUGCUUUUUUUCCUCUGGAGCUCUCAAGAAUCUGGGACUUCAGAGUUCCCCCUGCAAAGGCUGGUCUCGGGAUCUUUCGUGGGGAUCCUCUUAUGCCUAUUUUCGCUUCUUUAACAAUGGACUUUGGGGAAGUGUGCCCACAUACUGAGACCUGACCCCUUAUUAAUGAGGAGAGUUUUUGUGUGUAAGAUCUCAAAGCCAGCCUGGGAGAGAGUGCCUGAGCAUAAGUUAUGAUAUUCAUUUCACAGGUCCCUCUCUUGCCAAUUCAGGUAUUAUGCUUGAAGAAACCAGUAUAAGGUACACUGCUUUUGUCUGUUUUUUUUUUUUUUCUUUCUGUAAAAAUUGUUUCCCUCUACUUUCAGUCUCCCACACACAAAAAAUACCUCACAGAUAAGAGCUUCAGAUUAAGGAGGAAUUUGGCCAUCACACUGGACUCAGCCAGUGUGUGUUAGGAACCUCUGGCUUCACCCAGGUCAGACCAGUGGGUCAGGGCACUGUAAUCUUAACUAAAGUUCAGCUGGGAAUAGAUCUGAUUGAUACUGGGUGCUCCUGCCUUAUGCAUUUCAUCAUGCUGGCUCCCCGGGAUGGCAAGGGCUAAGGGGGGGCCACCUACUGGCAGGAUUUCAAGGCCACCUCUGCACUGAAGAGGCAAAAUGUGCCCUGUGUGUCACACUCCUGAGGCCAGAGGUCAGUACCCCUGGGUAUUUCAAUGAGAAGAAAGUGUGAGAAAAAGGUUGGCUGGCAUUUGGCUUCUCAGCCCACGGGGAGGGACCCUGGGCCUUUUCGCAGGAGGGCAGGGGCCAUCUCACCACUGCCAGCCAGGCUGGGAGCAUCUGCUCUCUGCCGCCUCACCUCACAUCCAGAGGGAGGGGAUUGGGUGGCUGGGGCCUCGGAGGGCGUCAGUGGAACCCAAAGGCACAGGGACUCACAGACUAUUCACUGGGCCCAGUUCUAAGCCUCUAAACCAUGCUUUGACUCCUUUGGUAGCAGUUGCCUGUAAGAAGCACAGAAAUGGCACCAUGGAUUGUCUUUUCCGUUUUUGUUAAAUUCAUUCUGCUGGAAUCCUUUGGCCAGAUGUCACUUCAGCCCAAGCUGUGUGAUUCUACUGGUUCCUUUUCACAGGCUGAGCCUCCUAAAAACCCAUGAGUGUUUAUAUGAGGGCUAAAAAUCCAGGGGGUGGGGAGGUGAACCCUGGGGUCCCCCCUCCCUUCCCAGCAUACCAUCCAGCUCAGCCUUGGCAAGGCUGGUGGGCAGAUGGAGCCAGCCAGUAUGUCUCAACCUGUCUCUGCCAACCUAGGAUUAUUUCUGGCCUUGAUGACACACCUUUGCUCCACUAUCAAGUCAAGCAGAGGAAAGAAAAUUGCCUUGGAGCCACAUCAGAAGUAGCAGGGAUUUGUUUGCAACUUGGUAACAGUUGACCCUUGAACAGCAUGGGUUUGAACUGCAUGGGUCCAUUUAUAUGUGGAUAAUUUUCAGUAGUAAAUACUGCAGUCAGUACUACACGAGAUCUGUGGUUGGUUGAAUCCACGCUGCAGAGGGACCACGGUUACGGACGGCCGACUGUAAGUUAUAUGAGGAUUAACCCUUAAGUUGUUCAAGGCAUAACUGUAGUUUAAAAAUCUGAUUCACUUUUUAAAUGAAAUGUUUUUUUUUUUUUUUUUGCGGUACGCGGGCCUCUCACCGCUGUGGCCUCUCCCGUUGCGGAGCACAGGCUCCGGACGCGCAGGCCCAGCCGCCAUGGCUCACGGGCCCAGCUGCUCCGCGGCACGCGGGAUCCUCCCGGACCGGGGCACGAACCCACGUCCCCUGCAUCGGCAGGCGGACUCCCAACCACUGCGCCACCAGGGAAGCCCCUAAAUGAAAUUUUUAAAGUGUCCUUGAUUGAGGCAAUUUUGAUAUCUCAGCAAAUAUUUUAUACUGCUGAAGAAGAACAAUAAGAGAAUUUCUAGACACCCUAGAAAUCUGAGAGGCAACUUCUCUUACUGUCAGUGUCCCUGGAGAGGGUAAUGGGUAGGAAUCUCCUACCAGUUUUGUCUCCUCCUCAGGCCCUUGCAAAAAAGCCAUGAAUAGAUGCCCACUUACCUGGUAUUUUAAACUUUCUAUAAAUUAUUAGCCAAAUAGAGCUAUAAUGGGGUUGUAUUUAUAAGCAUGUAGAAAGAACACACAAGCACUUCGUAGACCAGGAUGAAUAAGUUUGUUUUAAAAUGUAGAGCAGAUAGCCUUGAGUUCCCUAGAUGACUCGUGGACUUUAGAUAAACAAGAAUUAUGGCCUGAUUCCAGAUGCCAAAGCCAGCCUCCAGCCUUCUCCCUUGCCUCACUUUGCCCUCUAGUUUUUUCUUGUCAUUUUUCCCCCCCAGCUAGGGUCAUUCAAAAACGGCCUGAGUGAUCUGAGAAAAGCCAGGAAUGCAGUUUGGCCUGUCAUAGCAGGAUCCUCUCUCUCUGACAUUAUCCUCCCCUCUGUGGUUGAGUAGAGAGUGAUUCGUUCAUUUUUCACACAGAAGGGCAUUGAGUCCUGUUGGGUCAUUGCCUGCACGUGGCGGCAGGACUUUCCAUUUCUCCGUGGUUAGUGCUUGAGCGAAAGCCUCUUUCAGCUGAGUCCACUGAGGUUGUGCCACUGGCCGGUGGGAUUACCAAGGAGUUCUGAUUGCUUUCAAGUGCUGCCAUCACCUUGUUUCCGUGGACUUGAGUUACCCAAGAUGAAAAACAGAAAUGUUAGAAUUUGAGAGAAUGAUCUGGAAUUCAUACUCCUUUGCAGGCUGUUUUUGUGUGCCGUUUCCCACGUGUGUGAAAGUAUGAGAGCUAUGAUGGCUGCUAGUGCCCUUGCAAAGAAUGUGUGCAAGACUUGACCCCAAACCAUUGUUGCUUGAUGCACUUGUUAAAACUGUCGAGCAGGAAACCAAGUGCUUUGUAUUCUCCUUUGUGCCAGGAAUGAGUCCUAAUUUCCCAGUUACUAUUGGAGGUAACUUUUAAAAGCAGUAGGAAAAAGAUGAGGAAGAUGUGUUAGCUAUCAAUUGUUCUGAGCCAGAACUGGACAGAUAUGGGAAACUUCUAUAUAGUGUAUGAAAAUUUCACUCUGCAGGGAAAUUAUUUUCCCCUGUGUCUCUUCUUUUACUUUAAUUGAUUCAAAAUAUUGUUCCUGUAAAAUUAUUCAAAAUUUUACUGUUACUAUAAAAUUAUUCAGAAUAUUGUUACCAUAAAAUUAUUCAAAAUAUUGUUAACUAUAAAAUUAUUCAAAAAUUUACUGUUACUAUAAAAUUAUUCCAAAUAUCAUGACAAUAAAACUGCCUUAAUUUGUAGACUAUUAAAGUGAUCUCCAACAUAA